Plectropomus leopardus (leopard coralgrouper) is the source of this 748-nucleotide messenger RNA. The record is from RefSeq and is a predicted model, not a curated record. NCBI's taxonomy places the organism in Eukaryota, Metazoa, Chordata, Actinopteri, Perciformes, Serranidae.
AUGCAGGACCACACAGAGGGGAGCAGCUUGCAGUCCCAAGCUCUUGAAACGAUACAGGAGAGGCUGCGAGAGGCUGAGCUGGGCCUCAGGAGGGAACAGGACAACUACCGGCAGAUGCAGAGUGAGUAUGCUGGCCGCCUGUCCAAAGCGGAGGCUGAGAGGCAGACCCUCGCAGAGACGGUGACUGCAGCAGAGCGGCGAGCUGCAGAGGAGAGGCUCAGGGUCGAAGACCUCCAGCAGCAACUGAAAAGUGCCAAAGCUGCAGCUGAGACCGCCAAACAGGAGUUACAGGACUACAAGCACAAAGCUUCACGCAUCCUACAAUCCAAAGAAAAGCUAAUCAGCAGCCUGAAGGAGGGAUCUGGUCUGGAGACGGUGGACGGCAGCGGGGCCAUGGCUCUGGAGCUGGAGGACUUGCGUCAUGAGAGGGAAAUGCAGAAGGAGGACAUCCAAAAACUACAGGGGCAAGUGCACACGCUUCGAAUAGAAAUACAGGUGAGGAUUUAAAGGGCAGAAAAUAGAGAAAAGGAUUGUCUGUAUUGGUGUUUGUGUAUCUGAUGGCUGCACUGUGAUGUUUGUAAAUCUGUUUAUGGCUGGGUUGCACCGGCAGAGAUUAGUACCGGAUUAGUUCUAAUCUAAGUUUAGGAAAACUGGGGUUAAAAUGAGCAAAUCCAGAGUUAAAAAUAUGCAGAGCUCUGUUGCACAAUUAUUGUUUUUUAAUUUUAUUUUUUUGACUAAUCUGUUCAAG